Messenger RNA from Fulvia fulva, 8721 nucleotides. RefSeq lists its product as uncharacterized. The record is from RefSeq and is a predicted model, not a curated record. Lineage: Eukaryota; Fungi; Ascomycota; Dothideomycetes; Mycosphaerellales; Mycosphaerellaceae. The transcript is spliced from 10 exons. The coding region runs from base 1 to 8721 and encodes 2906 amino acids.
AUGCGUCUUUUCGGAGAGCUGGGCCUGCUAUACUACAGUGCACUUUGCUCGGCUCAAUCAGUGUCGACUUCAACAUGGCCAGAAGAUGAGGCCUUGCUGCAACCACGCCGACUUCCUGUUGUGACCAAGACCGUUCACAGGACAUGUCCGACAACGACACUUUACGCACCCUCAAUUGGCUGGAUCGCCACCAACGGAACGACAGUGCCUUAUCUGUUCUCGCCCAACUCUUCGACGACAUCCCUCCUUUACUCAGUACUCCCCGAUCUCUGGUCAACUUUCGAAGAGUCAGCGCUGCAAAGCACAAGGUCAGCUUCGAGCCGGCCUUUGCUCUCAGGCUCGUCUACAAUUGGUCAGAGCGCUCCAGACUCACCAAAUCCAAGCUAUGUGUUCGGGUCUCUGUCAUCGUCAAAGUCAAACAUGGUCUCGACGGACGAUUCGGCGCAGCCAUCGACAGGGAGAGGUGGCACUGCAAGCAGGAGGCUCAUCACAGGCGAAGUCGGUGGGCCAAGCCAGGUCGUGCCUUCCCGAGAUUCGACGCUUUCUGAAGCGUCCGCAGAAUCGAACACUUCAGUACCUCAAGCGACGCUUAUCACGAAUCCAAGUUUAUCAGUCGACCCAUCUCACUUCGCUCCAUCUUCAAGCAUGGCCACGGGCAUAGCAACAAACUCUGGCGCGUCAACAUAUAACAAACGAAGCUCCAUCGAGGGUCAAUCGAGCGCAGUACAAUCGAGCGCAGUACAAUCAAGCGCACAGCCGAGCGUGUCGCAGUCCAACAUUUUCACGGGCUUCCAGUCAAGCUCGAGCAGUACUUCGACUGCCGGACUAGAUUCAAUCACAUCCCCACUGCCUGUUCCAGUGUAUGUGAGUAACGGAGUGCCCUGGGCACCGAUCAUGUCGGACAUACCGGUCUCGUGGCAGAACAGCUUCAGCUUCAGCUUAAUCAGCUAUGAAGAAUCCCGCUCAUCGGACAUCCCUUCAGCCUGGCCGACGGAUGAAAGGGACGAGGCACCUGCCAUCACGGGCCUGCCACCAUCUGGUACUGGUAUCGCUCCCGCCAGCCCACAGACCAUCUCGGGGAGCUCAUCGUUCAUUGAUCCGAGCCCAUCAUCAUAUCUCCCUGUCUCUUCGGCGUUUGCCGUACCAUCAUUACCGGAAGCGUUUCCGACCGUGAGCGGUCAAUCAAAUGAAGCGUCCGCCCCAGCCGACCCGACGACAACAGAUCAAGAGCCGGAACCUGUCAACACAGGUAUCACUACCAGUAUCGGCGGCCCGGCGACCUUAGCAUCUUCCAGUACUGCCAGUUCAUCCUUCGUCACCCGAUACUAUGUUUACGAUGGCAUUGAAGCAACGACAAUCAUUGGAGGUGCCACAAGAACCAUCACACUGGAAAAUGGACAGCCUACUACCACAGUUUUGGGAGGAAUAUCAACCACAUUUACGACCGGAGGAGUCACCCGAACAGCUCUGGAGCCGCCACCAUCGAUAGUCGCUGCAUCAGAAGCAGUUAUUGGGCCUUGCCCAGAUCUCCGGGGUAGGGUCGUGGAUACUGCCAGAGGCAGUGCUCUGGUAGCUUGCGGCGUGAUCUACAGAGGUGUCAUCAUGUCGACUCUGUCACGGCGAGGUGAACUGGCUAGGCGCGCUGAAAUUUCCGCUUGUUCUACGCAGUGCUUGAAUACCCCGGAAUGUGUGGGCUUCUCUUAUUCUCAAGGGCAGUGCAUCUUCUUCAGCACCGUCACUGGCCAGCAGGAUUGGCCACAUCCUGCACUUUCUGCCCUGCGCAUUGUUGACCCGGUAGAGCAAGGAAAUGGAUCAGUGUCAGUAGCCACUUCCCAAGCUGCAUCGACGGUGUCGACUCCAGCCGCAGAUGGUGGCAUCGAAACCGCAGUCGGUGGUUCGCCAACGCCGAUAGCGGGCUCGCAGGCUACGUUUAUCGCUUCUGUCUUAACUGCAGACAACGGGAAUGGAGCCACACCAGGCGACGCUGCAUCUGGGGCUACGAACGGCAGCCCAAGCAUCUCGAUCCUGACGAUUGUCAGCACUGCAUCAGCGUCCAUUGUCACACAAACUGUGGAAAGAACCCUGGCUGCCUCCACGGUAACGCUGGCGGGUGGCACUGUCACUAUAUUCUCUGCAUCGCCAACCACCAUCUUAAGCAUUAGUACAAUCCCGGCGUCGACAGUAAGCUAUGAGGUCACCUACACCCUACUGCAGACCACCACGGAUAUCAGCACGGCUCCCGGUCCAACACAACUCGUCAGUGGCCCGACGGCGACACUUGUAUCGACAGCAGUGGCGACAGUCUCGAGGGAGAUCACGGUCAUAUCCACGCAGCUCUCAAUCAGUACACUCACCAGCAUCUUGCCCAGCAGCACUAUCACAACCACUUACGAGACCACGUAUCCGGCCUCCACGAUCACGAUAACAGCUCCUGGGGCUACUGAGACGUAUCUGUCUACGAUCAGCGCAUCGACCGCCACGGUUACAAGCGUCACAACGGCGCCCGGCUCAACCUCAUGGAUCGAAAUCACAUACACGCAACCGACCACUGUUGUCUCUACAGCAUACGAGACGCUACCCGCCGAAACCAUAAGCUUCACAGAAACGACAAGCCUUGCUGGUGGCACUGAAACCAUUCUGAUAGUCAGCACUGCCGUGCAGUCAGCAUCCACGGUCACCAGUCUUAGUACUCUGUACAUCACGUCAACAGAGCCAUUCGACCGGCUAAUAGUCGAAACGAGCAUCAUCACAAUGAUCUCAGUCGUGCCACCAUCCACCCUGUACAUCACACAAACUUCUGUGCAGCCCGCGAGCACUGUCUUCGCUACAACCUCGUUGCCAGCAGUGACAUUACCAGCCGAGACGACCAGCAUGGAAGGCCCGACUCAAACAAGCUACAUCAUCUCAACAAGCAUUGCGCCGGCUGUCACUUUCACGAGUUUGCAGGGAACAACUACAAUUUUAUCUGUACAGCCUGCUUCAACUCAAUACAUCACGAGUACCCAAGUUAGCACGGCGCCGGGUGAUACGGUCACGGAAGUAAGCACUGAGCCGGCUAGUACGAUUACCGAAACAAGCGAACGAGUAUCCACAACCUUCAUUGUAUCGACAAGCAUAGCUCCAGCGGUUACAUUCACGAGCUUGCAGGGUACAACAACAGUGCUCUAUGUGCAACCAGCGUCAACGCAAUACAUUACAAGCACGGAAGUCAGUACAAUUCCAGCCAGCACAAUCACCAGCUUGGUGAUAAGCACAUUUGUGGAGCCAGCCUCGACGCUCACAAUCCUGAACACGAUUUUAAUAACAUCGGAUCGCUUCAUCACUGAGACGAGCAUCAGUACUCUUCUCUCGGUGAUCCCGCCAUCUACCGCCUAUGUCACUUUGCCUCAGGAGACCACCUCGCUCCCUGCUGUCACUGAAGUCACUACAGCUCCUCCUGUAACAGAUACAACCUACCUGGUCAGCGUGUCCAUACAGGAGGCCUCAACACAGACCAUUGUGAGCACCGUCCUAAUCACGACGGACCGUUACAUCACCAAAACAAGUCUUACCACCAUCUUGUCGGUUGCUCCGCCCUCUACGGCAUACCUCACGCUUCCGCAGGAGACGACAUCGCUACCUGCGCUUACUGAGACCACGAGUGAAGUGAGCAUAGUGAUCAGCACUCUUGUAUCGCCACCUGAGACAUCCACGAUCUUGAUCACGAUUCUGAUGACAUCGAAUCGCGAUGUCACCCAGACCGUCGUCAGCACGCUCUUGUCGGUCCUGCCGGCAGAGACGUCUUAUGUCACGCAAACGCUUCCACAAGCCACAACAAGUCUCCCCGCUGUAACAGAGUCUCUGGUCAGCUAUCUACCUCAAGAGACUGUGACUUCGCUCUCUCUGUCCAUCAGCAUUGGCACAACAACGAUUCCCGCUAGCACUUUGACGGUGCUGUACACGACCACAGAAAGCGCAGAGCCAAUAACCAUAACGAGCAUCAGUGUCCAGGAAGCCUCAACGCUUACUUAUGAGAUCACUUAUACUACAGCUGUGCCUACAACGGUCAGCGAGACUACAACACAGACAUUGUUCUCGACCCUCGAGCAAACGUCCACGCUGCCAAGAGAGACGUAUACGGAACCUGCUUCGUAUAUCACUCUGACUAGCGUGGCUGCGCCAGUGACUCACACGUCCCUGGUGAGCCUCCCAGAAGGUACUACUACACUGCUUUCCGUGGAACCAGCUUCAACAAUCUACAUCACAUCAACUACAAGCAUAUUUGGACCCACCGAAACGGCCACGGAUAUUUGGCGUCUGACUGAAACAUUGGAGCGAGAGACCACUACCUCAAUCUCCAUUAGCGUGUCUACGAGCAUUUUGCCGGCCGUCACAUACACUAGCAUCAUCAGUGAGACGAUCACGACGCUAUCCAUACAGCCCGCAUCCACGCGGGACAUCACUUAUACGCUCGAGCGUACCACAACCGCGACGAGUACGACCUUGUCCAUUCAGCCUGCCUCAACCUUGAGCAUAACGUCGACUUUGCCACGUGAAACAGAGACGUUGAUCUCCGUCAGCAUAUCAACUAGUGUCCUUCCUGCGGUCACAUUUACGAGCGUUAUCAGCGAGACCCUAACUACCUUGUCAGUCCAACCCGCGUCCACCUUGUAUCUGACCUCGACCUUGCCGCGAGAGACGGAGACCUUGCCACGAGAGACCGAAACCCUGCCAAGAGAAACAGAGACAGCAACCUCUAUUGUUGUAUCGACUAGCAUCCUGCCAGCCGUCACUUUCACGAGUAUCGUGAGCGAGAUACCGACCACAUUGUCGAUCCAACCGGCGUCUACACUAUUCAUAACUUCGACCUUGCCGCGAGAGACAGAGACAGCAACCUCUGUCGUUGUAUCGACUAGCGUACUGCCGGCCGUCACGUUCACGAGUGUCGUGAGCGAGACCUUGACAACCCUAUCGAUACAGCCCGCCUCUACGCUGUAUCUUACUUCGACCUUACCUCGAGAGACCGAGACAGCAACCUCUAUCGUUGUAUCGACCAGCGUACUGCCAGCUGUUACGUUCACGAGUGUAGUAAGCGAGACCUUGACGACACUAUCGAUACAGCCGGCCUCGACGCUAUACCUGACCUCAACCUUGCCUCGAGAGACCCAGACUGAUACGACAACUACCAGCUUAUUUGGUCCGACUGGUACAGAAACUAGUGUCAGCUUCGUAACAAUCACGAGCGUCGUCCCUCCGGUUACAGAGACACAGGUUGUCAGUGAGACUUUGACCACUUUAUCCAUACGGCCGGCAUCAACCAUUUUCUUGACCUCGACCCUCCCCAGGGCCACAGAUACAGCUACUGAGACUCUUCCGCGGGAGACUACAAGCCUGUUUGGUCCAACAACCACGGCAACCUCUGUCAGCUUCGUAACAAUCACCAGCGUCGUUCCUCCAAUCACAGAAACGCAGGUGAUCAGCGAGACCCUGACCACUCUAUCAAUACGACCGGCUUCGACCAUUUUCUUGACCUCAACCCUGCCUAGGGCCACAGAUACCGCCACUGAGACUCUCCCACGAGAGACUACGAGCCUAUUCGGACCCACAACAACCGAGACAUCUGUGCUUCCAGACGUCACUCAAACCAGUGUGGUCAAUCAGACAAUUUUUCCCUUAUCCAUCCAACCGGCCUCUACCCUCUUCAUCACGUCUACGCUACCUCGAGCGACAGAUACCGCCACUGAGACUCUCCCACGAGAGACUACCAGCCUAUUUGGGCCCACAACGACCGAAACGACUGUUAGCUACGUGACCUUGACGUCUGUCCUUCCAGAAGUCACCCAAACCAGCGUGGUCAAUCAGACGAUCAUUUCUCUGUCGGUCCAGCCAGCCUCAACGCUAUUCAUUACCUCUACACUGCCUCGAGCUACAGAUACCGCCACACAAACGCUGGACCGCGAGACGACCAGCCUGUAUGGUCCAACAAUCACUUCAGUCUCGGUUUCCGUGAGCUCAAGGCCAGCCGAUACCAGCACAAUCGAACGCACGACAACGGAGACGAGCGUCGUAAUCUUUACGUCGGUCUUGCCAGCAGAGACUCGCACGAGCUUGAUCAGCCUCCCUCAAGGCACGAUGACCGAGCUCUCGAUUCUGCCUGCCUCCACGCUCUAUAUCACUUCCACGCUCGAACGUACUGCCACGGCAACAAGCACGACCUUGUCUCAAUUGCCUGCUUCCACCAUCGAUCGAACCUCAACUAUUCGAGAGACAAGCAUCAUCGAGCGGACUAGCACAACCUUGUCGCAGCUACCUGCAUCCACCAUCGAUCGCACGACUACGGAGACCUCAGUCGUAGUCUUCACGAGUGUCCUACCUGCUGUAACUCAAACGAGCUUCAUUAGUUUACCGCAGGGCACGACGACUGAACUCUCGAUUCUGCCUGCCUCCACGCUCUACAUUACUUCCACGCUUGAACGCACUACGACCGCAACGAGCACAACCUUAUCGCAGCUUCCCGCCUCCACGAUCGAUCGUACGACCACGGAAAUAAGUACAACUCUCUCGCAGCUACCUGCUUCCACUGUAGAUCGAACAACGACUGCAACAUCAAUCAUCAUUCAGACGAGUGUGCUCCCGGCUGUGACCUACACAAGUCUUGUUAGCCUUCCACAAGGGACGACGACUGAGCUGUCCAUACAGCCCGCAUCCACUAUCUAUAUCACCUCGACUUUGCCCCGGGAAACAUUGACUUCCGUAUCACUUUCUAGCUAUGGAGUCACUACUACCUCGAGCUUUCCAUUGACCGUUUUAUCAAGCUAUCCGGUUACCCAGACUACGAGCUAUCCAUAUACGAUUAUAUCGACACUGGAACGAACCGUCACAUCGCUUACGCUUUCGAGCUACGGAGUUACAACCACAUCGAGCUAUCCCUUUACAGUUCCGACCACUGUUGUCUCGACAACGGUUAGCAGCUACGGAGUCACGACUACAUCCGUUUCUCUGUCAAGUUAUCCAUUUACGGUGCUGUCAAGCUAUGGAGUUACAACGACAUCGAGCUAUCCCUUUACGGUUCCAACUACAGUGGUAUCAACGACGGUCAGCAGCUACGGAGUUACGACUACGUCCAUCUCUCUGUCUAGCUUCCCAUUUACGGUACUUUCGAGCUACCCGGUCACAACCACAGCUGUCACAACGUACAUACAAACAUCUCUGCUGAUCAGCACAGCCCCUGGCAGCACGAUCACUCAGACGGCCACAAGUGUGGUCGUUAGCACAUACAACACGAGCUACUUCUUCACCAGUACAACUAUCAGCUAUGUACCUACGACCAUUUUCUCAACGUCGAUUAGCAGCUAUCCCAUCACGGAGACUUUGCCAGUCACAACAACGUUACUUUCAAGCUACCCAUAUACGACCACGGCAUCGACUACCAUUCUCGUUACUUCCGUGCAAAUAUCUACAGCACCAGGAAGUACCGUGACACAAACCGCUACCAGUACACUCGUUAGCACCUUCUCGACGAGCUACUACAUCACCACUACAUCGAUCAGCAUUUUCCAGACGACCAUCGUAUCAACAGCUACAGCCACCAGAGACGUGACCACAACACGCGACUUUACUUCCACAUACCAGACAACUUUGCCCGCCAGCACGAUUACGACCACAUACCAGACGGUCCUGCCUGGUGAAGUCAUCACACAGACCUACCGCACGACCAUACCCCCGUCGACAAUUGUUACAACCCAAGUGCUUACUAGUACACAACCAGCGGUGACCGUUGUAUACACUUUGCCAGCCUCUACCCUUGUAACCACACAAUUCGGCACAGAAACCUUCAGUACUACUAUUCCGGCAUCCACGGUCACGACCACUCAGCCAGCGAGCUUUAUUACGACCACAUUCUUGAGUACUAUCCCAGCAAGUACAAUCGUCACCACAUCUGUUAGCCAGGCGCCACAGCGGACAGUAACGCUAUUCGGUACAACUACAGCUCCACCAGUCACUGCGACAGUCACAAGUAUCUCAGUGAGACCUGCAUCUACUGUUACCAGAACCGUAGAUGCACUGGUGUCCGCGCCGCCAUUAUGCGGCAAUCAAGGCGUACAGUAUGCGGUCGUCAGCAACAAUCAGCCUUCCCAUACCGGCACGCAAUCGAUAUACACCUUGUACAAUCCAGCAUAUCUUAAAGCCCCUACAGAGGCUGCAAAGGAAAGCCAGACCCCUGUACAGACUUACUACACUGGCGUCGCAGCCAAUGUCCCAGGCUACUCGAACGGAUGUACCAGUGGCCAGGCCAUCUCACUUUACGGAAGCUCCGGCACAGCCUCCUGCCAAAGGUUUUCGACGAAUCAUCGAGGAUACUUUUGGCCACGUUCGGAUGGCAACUGGACAUUCUCAGUCACUGGGGCAGACGAUGCUGUGCUGUUCUGGGGAGGUCCAAAAGCGCAGUCGGGCUGGACAAAAGCAAAUGCUGACUUUCAAACUUAUUUCAGAUACGUUGGUAGCACUCAAGAUCCGAACCCAGCCUUCGCCACCUUCAACCUCACGGCGGGCACCUGGUUUCCAUAUCGACUCGUGCAUGGACAGUCGGUUGGAGGUAUGGGCUUUCGACUUACAGUGUCUGAUCGAGAUGGAGUGGUCUACGAAACGGCUACUGCACCAGGCUCAUCAUACUUUGUGCAAUGGUCAUGUGAUGGCAGAGUCGCUGCGCCAGACUGGCCCGCUUGGGGAUCAGAGACUUGA